Messenger RNA from Phanerochaete carnosa HHB-10118-sp, 948 nucleotides. RefSeq lists its product as uncharacterized. NCBI's taxonomy places the organism in Eukaryota, Fungi, Basidiomycota, Agaricomycetes, Polyporales, Phanerochaetaceae. The transcript is spliced from 3 exons. The coding region runs from base 1 to 948 and encodes 315 amino acids. The record is from RefSeq and is a predicted model, not a curated record.
AUGACGACGGAAUCGCUCGUCGUAGCAACACUCCUGCUUUUCGUCCGCCGCUCGUUUGCCUCGUCUCGUCGUUCUUACUUUGCCUGCCCAAAGAGCUCGUCCAUGGCCAUUCAAGCGGCCGUUGAUCUCGGCGGCGCCCACCUCUCCGGUCUGCGGCUGCCGUCUGUUCGCAGCCUGCUGGGCUUCGUCGGACACCUGCAGAUCAGGCUGCUCGAGCUCGACAGCGUCGUCUUCCCCGAGGGGAGCCCCCCCGUCCCUCGGCAUGACGUCCCACGGCCGCGCCCCUCGCUCCGCACCUUGCGGUACGACCACGGACACACCUUUUUCGACUGCACCCGCACGCUCACGAGCUUCCCGUUCCGGGUCAGGCUGUCCAACAUCAUCCUCUGCAGCCAGCGCUGUCCCCCGCUAGAUGAGUGCACCGAGCAGCUGGUGGCGAAGUAUCUCCAGCUCUUUGCGGUACUUCAUCCGUCCCAGGGUGUUAUCCCAAGGCUGCAGACCUACGCCUACUCCCUCCACCAAACCAGAACAGGGUCCGAAUCCGUCACCGUCCGCAUCCGCAAACUACACGCCUACGUCGGCACCGACACCCUCACCCUCACUUGCCCCGACGUCGACGUCGACACCCCCACCACCACGUCCUCGCUCCUCGCGCACCCAGAACCCGCGCUCGCCGCCAUCGCCGCCACCUGUCCAAAUCCCCCCGUGCUGCACCUCAAGUGCACGACCGCAGCCACGUGCCGCGCGCUAGUGCACGCCCUCCUCGACUCGCGCGCCCCCACACCCGCGCAGCUCCGUCCAGGGACGGCCUUCGUGCAGGUCGCCGCGCCGUACGGCCUGUUCGCCCUCAAAGAGAUUGUCGACGCGACGACGACGACGGCGGUGGCGGUGGCGGUAGCGGCGGUAGUGGCGGCGGCGAUGGUGGCGACGGUGGCGAAGGGGUCGUGA